This is a messenger RNA of Dendrobium catenatum, 1361 nucleotides long. Its product is annotated as hydroxyproline O-galactosyltransferase HPGT3. The record is from RefSeq and is a predicted model, not a curated record. Lineage: Eukaryota; Viridiplantae; Streptophyta; Magnoliopsida; Asparagales; Orchidaceae. The transcript has 12 exons. Bases 71 to 1132 code for a protein of 353 amino acids. Gene Ontology annotation, molecular function: hexosyltransferase activity. Gene Ontology annotation, cellular component: Golgi membrane.
AACGCCGAAUCUGCCCAAUGAGACCACCUAUUUCUCUGUCCGCGCCGUCCCACCUGCCCCAAGAUCGGAAAUGGAGAUGAGCCAACACCACCACCCAGAUUCGCUGUUGAAUGUUAUGAAUGCCGAUCGGCGAAGGAAGCCCUACUCCAAUCCCUCAUCUUCCACGCACUCAAGUAAAGCCUCACUAAUCAUGGCCUUCAUCUCUUGCCUGGCCUGGCUGUAUGUUGCUGGCCGAUUGUGGCAGGACGCUGGGAACCGAGCUUUACUCUCCAAUCUCCUUCAGAAAAGCUCUCGCAAUCUUCCGAGGGUUGUUACGGUAGAGGACAAGUUGAUGGACCUUGGAUGCAAGGAGAUUGGAAGAAAGAUUGUGGAGGCUGAGAUGGAUUUGACGUUAGCGAAGAGCCAGGGUUACUUGAGGCAUAAUAGCUCCUCUUCAGAUCGGAGGCUUCUAGCUGUCAUUGGAGCUUAUACUGGAUUUGGGAGUCGACUCAACCGUAAAAGGUUCCGAGCCUCCUGGAUGCCGAGAGGUGAUGACUUGAAAAAGCUUGAGGAGAGCGGUGUGGUUCUGCGUUUUGUAAUUGGUCGGAGUCCUAAUAGAGGUGAUAGCCUGGAUCGUAACAUUGACAAUGAAAAUCUUAAGACAAAAGAUUUCUUGAUUCUUGAUAGCCAUGAAGAAGCUGGUGAGGAGUUGCCCAAAAAGGUUAAAUUCUUUUUCAGCGCAGCUGUUGAAAGAUGGAAUGCAGAUUUCUAUGUUAAAGUUGAUGAUGAUAUAAACAUUGAUAUAAAUGGACUCAUUGAAAUCCUAAAAAGCCAUCAUGAUAGACAUGGUGCGUAUUUGGGAUGCAUGAAGUCUGGUGCUGUAGUAAAUGAGGAGGGAAAACCAUGGUAUGAACCUGACUGGUGGAAAUUUGGUGAUGACAAGUCAUACUUUCGACAUGCGGCUGGUUCUAUAAUCAUUUUAUCAAACAGCUUGGCACAUUAUGUCAACGUAAACAGCGCUUCAUUAAAAUCUUAUGCUCAUGAUGACAUCUCUGUGGGUUCAUGGAUUAUGGGUCUUGAUGCGAGCUAUGUUGAUGAUGACCGGCUUUGUUGCAGCAGCUCCAGACAAGAGAAAGUCUGCUCAAGGGCUUGAGCAAUAGGUUUGGAUUUGAAAGCUUUAGAUGCCCAAUGGUCUUGAGUCUUGUCAGAGACAAGAGCUACAGCUGCAGAGAAGAAAAGAUUUCAUGUUAGAGCAUUUGUGAACCAGGCAAGAUUUUAUAAAUUUAGUUUGAUACUUAAAUGUGUAGAAAUAUUGGCUUAGUAUUACAUGCGUUGAUUUUUCAAUGAAUCACAGUGCAGGAUAUGUUCUUUCAUGUUCUAUC